AUGCACGCUCCAUUAGGUAACCCAAAUAGACAGCUAGCCUGUGCGGAACUGAUAGAAGCAUUAGAAGAAUGUCACGCAAAAGGAAUGAUGGCUCGUCUGACAGGUGCAUGCAACGCUCAGAAAUCAGCCUUGUCCAUGUGCUUGAGGAAAGAGAGGAAAGAUCGUGAAGCUCGAAAUCACGAGUCUGCAAAAUUACGUACGAUAAAGAAGAAGCAGGUCUGGGAAGAGCUGGAGAAAGAAAAGGCUCAGGAGGGUUUGUAA
This is a messenger RNA of Kwoniella botswanensis, 261 nucleotides long. RefSeq lists its product as uncharacterized. Bases 1 to 261 code for a protein of 86 amino acids. The record is from RefSeq and is a predicted model, not a curated record. NCBI's taxonomy places the organism in Eukaryota, Fungi, Basidiomycota, Tremellomycetes, Tremellales, Cryptococcaceae. Gene Ontology annotation, cellular component: mitochondrion. The transcript is spliced from 3 exons.